Bursaphelenchus okinawaensis is the source of this 1297-nucleotide messenger RNA. The record is from the annotation of a GenBank genome assembly. NCBI's taxonomy places the organism in Eukaryota, Metazoa, Nematoda, Chromadorea, Rhabditida, Aphelenchoididae.
AUGUUGAGAGAAAAAUGCGUUUUUGUUAUUGUAAGUUAAGGGUUUUGUAAGCUUAUGGUGCCCUGAUAUAACAACUUAAAUUUUUUUAUUGGAGCUACAGUAACCACGGCUUCUAAGGUUUCAAAAAAAUCUGUUUUUAAGAAACAAAACCUACAACACUUAAUUUUAAAAGGCAAUCAGUGUCUUGUAACAUUGAUCUCCACACUCUUAUGAACCUUUUCCAGCUAGUCACUUAUAUGUACAUACCAAAAAUUACCUCAAAAUGUCCAGAAAUAGCUUGUGAAUCCGGUUUAUCGUGCGAUUACAACACUGGCAUUUGUCGCCGUUUCCGUGUGCCAGGCGAAGGCCUACAACACUUCGCAUUAGAUUGGAACAAAUGUCAAGACGUUGUUUGUCCACCCGGCUAUCAUUGUGAUGGUACUAGUGGUGUUUGUACCCGACAUAACGGCGAAGCAAUACAAGCUGACCCUUGUGAAGGCAUUAUCUGUCCUCCUGGUUUUAGUUGUUCGGAAAGUAAGCAUCAUUUUUCAAGUUACAUAUCUAUAAAGCCCAAGUAUUAUAAAAAUCAACAAUGCUGAUUGAACUUCCAAACGACAAAAUGAUUUUUAAGGCCGCUGCGUACAAGACGAACCCCUAACAUCCGAAGAUUUGGACCCCAAUCCUCUAUGUCGUACAGUAAGAUGCCCGCAAGGCUUUGAAUGCUCACCAAACGAUGGAAUGUGUCAUCCGAUAACUAAACACUAUAGUCCGCCAAACAACGACUACUACCUAGAUGAUGUAAGAUCUUUAGAAGACGAAGCUUUAACUCUACAAUGUCCGCCAAAUUCACACUACGACAACUGUGCAGCUCCAUGUAUCUCAACAUGCGUUGAAAUACGACCAGAUUGUAAAAAACAUGACUAUGAAUGUAUCAGAACGUGUGUAUGCGACGAUGGAUUUGUUCAAGUUAGCGCGUUGAAUGCCACUUGUGUACCCGCCAAAGCGUGUGAAGUUGUUGCCAAAGAUCACGCUAAUAGUAAGUGAGUAACUUUGUAUUUAUCUGCAAAAAUAAUGAGCGACCUUGUUACAAAAACUCGUUAUUAUUUACGACCUCAUGUUUCGGAACCCAAUCAAAAGCAAAGUGCCAGAAGAAGGCAAAAGCAAAUCGUUUUUUAGGACUUGGUUCAAAGUGUUAUAAUCUUGAAAUAACUCUCAUAUCUUAUUUUUGUUGCGUGUGUGGAUGUGUCACACAAAUAAUAACAACAUUGCUUACAGGCUGCCAAAACCUUCAAUGCGCUCAAGGAAUGAAAUGCCUUGA